AUGGCUGAUAAUGGUGACAUCAAUCGUGCAACUGUUAAUUAUGCUAAUGCCAUAAGGUUAAAUCCUACCUAUGAAAACGCUAUGAAUAAUUUAGCAAAUAUUUACCUUAAAUAUGAUCGAAGCGUGGAGGCCGAACAGCUUCUCCGUAAAGCCGUCGAAAUAAAGCCAAAUUUUCCUGCUGCAUGGAUGAAUCUUGGACUAGCACAGUUGGCCCAGAAACGAUAUAAAGAUGCAGAAAAUAGUUUCGAGCAGGCACUCAGUUUACGUUUUCCGUAUCCGGAUUGCUUAUACAACAUGGGCUUGCUUUAUUUGCGACAAAACCAGAAAACCUAUGCAAAGCAAAUUUGGCAAAACAUUACCAGGGCAAAUCCUGGCCAUAAACGAGCCUGGUUGAAUUUGUUGGUAUUGCUUGAUGAGACAAACAAUUGUGCAGAAGCAAUUAGCCUGGCUGAUAAGGUGCUUAAAUACCAUAGCAAGGAUGCAUCGGUCCUUUCUCAGCUAGGCACCUGUUACGGUAAACUCGGAAAAUAUGAUAGUGCCGAAAAGUUCCUCCUGUAUGCUGUAGAACUCGAACCAACAACAGUAGCUUAUUGGAAAAAUAUCGGUGCACUUUAUCAUCGCUGGAAUAAAUUUGAAAAGGCGAAAUUUGCAUACUGGAAAGCAUUUCAAGUCCAACAACAAGUUUAAAAUGCUC
Loa loa (African eye worm) is the source of this 694-nucleotide messenger RNA. Its product is annotated as TPR Domain containing protein. The record is from RefSeq and is a predicted model, not a curated record. NCBI's taxonomy places the organism in Eukaryota, Metazoa, Nematoda, Chromadorea, Rhabditida, Onchocercidae. The transcript is spliced from 5 exons. The coding region runs from base 1 to 687 and encodes 228 amino acids. Gene Ontology annotation, molecular function: protein binding; mannosyltransferase activity. Gene Ontology annotation, biological process: endoplasmic reticulum unfolded protein response; protein O-linked glycosylation via mannose. Gene Ontology annotation, cellular component: endoplasmic reticulum.